This is a messenger RNA of Prosopis cineraria, 806 nucleotides long. Its product is annotated as 40S ribosomal protein S14. Lineage: Eukaryota; Viridiplantae; Streptophyta; Magnoliopsida; Fabales; Fabaceae. Gene Ontology annotation, molecular function: mRNA 5'-UTR binding; structural constituent of ribosome; small ribosomal subunit rRNA binding. The transcript has 6 exons. The coding region runs from base 163 to 615 and encodes 150 amino acids. The record is from RefSeq and is a predicted model, not a curated record. Gene Ontology annotation, biological process: maturation of SSU-rRNA from tricistronic rRNA transcript (SSU-rRNA, 5.8S rRNA, LSU-rRNA); ribosomal small subunit assembly; translation. Gene Ontology annotation, cellular component: ribosome; cytosolic small ribosomal subunit.
GUUCAGCAAAUUUCGUUUCUCUGGUUCCAAAACCCUAAUCUGUUAUUAUCCUCUUUUAUAUAGGGAAAGCGCACGCGGCCUCCCUCCCACUUGGCCAGGGUCUUUGAAGGAGCAGAACCAGUGACUCAUCAGCCUUGACCCUAGCGUCAGUGUCUCGCAACCAUGUCAAGGAGAAAGGUUAGGGAGCCAAAGGAGGAGACUGUUACCCUUGGCCCUACAGUAAGAGAUGGUGAACAUGUUUUUGGUGUGGCCCAUAUUUAUGCAUCAUUCAAUGACACCUUCAUUCACGUGACUGAUUUGUCUGGGAGAGAAACCCUUGUCCGCAUCACUGGUGGAAUGAAGGUUAAAGCUGAUAGAGAUGAGUCUUCCCCAUAUGCUGCUAUGCUUGCUGCACAGGAUGUAUCUGCUAGAUGCAAGGAACUUGGCAUCACUGCUCUUCACAUCAAGCUCCGGGCCACUGGUGGAAACAAGACAAAAACACCUGGUCCUGGUGCUCAGUCUGCUCUCCGUGCCCUUGCUCGUUCUGGAAUGAAAAUUGGUCGUAUAGAGGAUGUGACUCCAAUUCCUUCUGAUAGCACUCGCAGAAAGGGUGGUAGAAGAGGUAGAAGGCUCUAAAGCGUGUUAUGAUAUAUGCUGGGCUCACCUGGCUAUAUUGUUUUCUUCUACUUUCUAGACAGUAUCGUAUCAUCACGAGGUUUAGCUUAAGUUGAACUUCAAUUUUGGAAUUAUAUUGAAUUUCUCACUAUUGUCUUGUCCAAUGAUUUUGUUUGAGUCAAUCAAAAUGUUAUAGUUACAUACUUCGCCAA